AUGGUGUCCGAGAAGCCAAUAAAGAAGAUCAUCAUCGUGCGCGCUGGCCCAGCAGGCCUCCUUCUCGGCAUCCUGCUAGCAAAACAAGGAAUCAACAUCACAAUCCUCGAAGCCAACACUGAGCUAGACAAGAACCCGCGAGCAGCCCACUAUGCCUCAAUAGCGAUUCAAGAAAUGCGCCGCGCCGGCGUCCUCGAAGACGUGCAAAGAGAGGGCUACAUCCCUGAAGGUGUCUGCUGGCGCGAGUUCGACGGCACGUACAUCGCAGGCAUAAAAUCGCACGUCGAUGAUCCGGACGUGAUGGUAUGUUUGCCGCUGGAUAAGUUGAUCAGGUUGUAUUAUCGGCAUUUUCAGAAGGAGAAGAUGGGGAACUUGUUGUGGGCGCAUAAAGUAGUUGGGAUCGAGCAAGAUGUGAAGGAGGCGAGGGUGAUUUGCGAGACGCCGGAAGGAACGAAGACUCUGGGUGCGGAUUAUGUGUUGGGGUGUGAUGGGGCGAAUAGUCAGGUCAGAAAAUCGUUGUUUGGGAAGGAGUAUCCUGGAGAGACUUUGCAUAGUCAGAUUAUUGCUACAAAUGUUUAUUAUGACUUCCACAAGUUCGGCUACUGGGACUCGAACUUUAUCGUCCAUCCGGAAGACUGGUAUAUGGCAGCGAAAAUCACACCCGAUGGCAUGUGGCGCGUAACAUAUGGGGACAAAAUCGGUCUUUCCACGAAAGAGUAUCUCGAGAGACAGCCAAUGCGUUAUGAACAUCUUCUGCCAGGGAACCCCAAGCCGGGAGACUACAGAUUGAUGAAUGCCAGUCCGUAUAAGUUGCAACAACGGUGUGCUCCGAGUUUCCGAGUAGGACGUUUCAUUCUUGUGGCUGAUGCUGCACACUUGUGCAAUCCUUUUGGAGGAAUGGGUCUGACAGGCGGCUUCGCUGAUGUAACUAGUUUGUACGACUGCCUCAUAGCCAUCCAAAACGGCUUGACAACCGACAAAAUCCUGGACAAGUACAGCGAAAUUCGAAUUAAGAAAUGGGCGGAAAUCAUCGACCCGGUGUCUAGAGGAAACUUUCGGCGGCUGUGGGCUGAAGAUGCCAUUCCCGAGAGAUUGGCGUUCUUUGAGAUGUGUAAAAAGAUGGAUACGGAUGAGGAGAUGCAGAAAGGAGGAGCAGCGGCAAGUGUCCUUCGCGUUUUUCUGAUAUGGAAUGCGCUGACCGAUCGGUAG
Messenger RNA from Hyaloscypha bicolor E, 1209 nucleotides. RefSeq names its product FAD/NAD(P)-binding domain-containing protein. Gene Ontology annotation, cellular component: mitochondrion. Gene Ontology annotation, molecular function: FAD binding; oxidoreductase activity. The transcript is spliced from 4 exons. Gene Ontology annotation, biological process: ubiquinone biosynthetic process. The record is from RefSeq and is a predicted model, not a curated record. Bases 1 to 1209 code for a protein of 402 amino acids. NCBI's taxonomy places the organism in Eukaryota, Fungi, Ascomycota, Leotiomycetes, Helotiales, Hyaloscyphaceae.